Molecule: messenger RNA, 1743 nt
Organism: Gymnodraco acuticeps
Lineage: Eukaryota; Metazoa; Chordata; Actinopteri; Perciformes; Bathydraconidae
Gene: oxtra
Product: oxytocin receptor
Biological process (GO): regulation of systemic arterial blood pressure by vasopressin; G protein-coupled receptor signaling pathway; positive regulation of vasoconstriction
Cellular component (GO): membrane
Molecular function (GO): oxytocin receptor activity; peptide binding; vasopressin receptor activity
Source: RefSeq, a predicted model, not a curated record
UUAAGACCCUCUAAGUGACUGUUUAAGAGUGCAAACCCCUGACGCAUCUACAGAGGACAAGACUGCUACAAUGGAGAGUAUUUCAAAUGAAAGUGACUUUUGGCAAUUUAACGAUUCAUGGAGGAACUCAAGUAUCGUUAACGGGACCGGUUUGUUGAAUAAGACGAACCCUCUGACGCGGGAUGAAGAGGUGGCGAAGGUGGAGGUGACUGUGCUCGCCCUGGUGCUGUUUCUGGCGCUGGCGGGGAACCUGUGCGUCCUGCUGGCCAUCCACACUACCAAACACAGCCAGUCCCGCAUGUAUUACUUCAUGAAGCACCUGAGCAUCGCCGAUCUAGUUGUGGCGAUAUUUCAAGUUCUCCCUCAACUUAUCUGGGACAUUACAUUUCGGUUCUAUGGACCGGACGUUUUGUGCAGGUUAGUGAAAUACCUACAGGUCGUUGGGAUGUUCGCGUCCACUUACAUGUUAGUUUUGAUGUCCGUCGACAGGUGUUUGGCAAUUUGCCAGCCUCUCCGUUCUUUGCACAGGAGAAAAGACCGUUUUUAUGUCAUUGUUUCCUGGGUCAUUAGCUUGAUCUUCAGUAUCCCGCAGAUGUUCAUUUUCUCUCUGAUCGAGGUUGGCUCGGCUGGAUCCGGAGUGUAUGACUGCUGGGGCGACUUCGUAAAGCCUUGGGGUGCCAAAGCUUACAUCACAUGGAUCAGCCUCACCAUAUAUAUCAUCCCGGUGGCAAUACUGAGCAUUUGCUACGGGUUAAUAAGCUUCAAAAUAUGGCAAAACUUUAAACUGAAAACCAGGCGCGAGCAGUGUAUAAGCCUGACGCCCAAAUCCUCCAAAUGCAACACACUGGCCCGCGUGAGCAGCGUUAAGCUCAUCUCCAAGGCGAAGAUAACCACCGAAAUGACUUUUGUGAUCGUUUUGGCUUAUAUCGUCUGCUGGACACCCUUUUUCUCUGUUCAGAUGUGGUCUGCGUGGGAUCCAGCUGCGCCCCGUGAGGCCAUGCCCUUCAUCAUCUCCAUGCUUCUGGCCAGCCUCAACAGCUGCUGUAACCCCUGGAUCUACAUGUGCUUCGCCGGGCAUCUGUUCCAGGAUCUCAGGCAGAACUUCCUGUGCUGUUCCACACGCUACCUCAAGUCCUCCCAGCGUGACUUUGACUGCAGUCACAAGAGCAACUCCUCCACCUUUGUAAUUAAGAGCACCAGCAGCCAGAGGAGCAUCACACAGACAUCCUCCACAUAAGCCUGUCUUCCCUUCUCUCUCAAGCCUUCCUCUCAAACACCUGCGUCAUAUCUAGCAGUUCAACUCCUGAAGGAAUUAAUUGUUGUAUUAACAGUACUUCACAGUGUGAAGUGGAAUUGUGAGAUAGAAAUAUCUACAGAAAUUGAGUAAUGGUGUGGUAUUUCUUGUUCAUAAAGACGUAUAAGAUAAUCACAGACCAAGAAGAGCAAUCACUUGACUUUUGUUUUUAUAUUAUUAUUGUUUGAGAUGUACAGUAUAUAUGUGUACAGUGAAGAGAAAGUAAAGGCAACGAGAAUAUUUUUUAAGCACUGUAAACAUUAUUGAUUCAGUUGCAAAGCUUGUGGAUCCUGCUGUCUGUGUUAUGAUGAAAUUGACUAUCUAUUCUAAAUAUUGUGAACUACUUUGUAACAUUUACAGUGGAUUGCAUACAUCUAUGCUUACUUACUGUACUUGAUAUGUUGUUAGAUGUGAAAUGUCAUGUCUUUCCCUGGUAAAAAUAAAAUAAA